Molecule: messenger RNA, 6828 nt
Organism: Malaclemys terrapin pileata
Lineage: Eukaryota; Metazoa; Chordata; Testudines; Emydidae
Gene: SENP8
Product: SUMO peptidase family member, NEDD8 specific
Exons: 4
Coding region: 5138-5776 (212 amino acids)
Biological process (GO): proteolysis
Molecular function (GO): cysteine-type peptidase activity; deNEDDylase activity
Source: RefSeq, a predicted model, not a curated record
GGCGUUGUACAGCGCAAUGCCGGUUUACGACAGUGUUUUUUCUACCUUUACGGCUGUCAUUAGCAACUGAACCGACAGGGGCCUGCUGGCUCGGGACUGCUGCGGUUCGGUGGUGCCCGGGCUAUGAGGUGGCAGCCCUGGGAAGAGGUCCAGAAAGAAUUUGGGGAGCCCACACACAAGGAUGUGAAGAGCUGAAUGGCCUUCAGACCUCAGAAGGGGAGUGGCAUUUGAUUCAUCAAAAGAAGGAAAACUGAGGCAUAGCAGCAUACUCACCCAGAGAGAUGACACCGGAAUUGGGGGACUGAUAAUUAAUGAAGACAGGUCACUGACACAGAGAGAUCUGGAUCGCCUGGUAAGCCAGACACAGACAAACAAUAUGCAUUUUAAUAUGGCUAAAUGUAAAGGUAUACAUCGAGGAAUAAAGAAUGUAGGCCAUACUUACAGGCUGGGGGAAGCAGUGACUCUGAAAAGGAUUUGGGGGUCAUGGUGGAUAAUCAGUUGAACAUGAGAUCCCAGUGUGAUGUUGUGGCCAAAAGAGAGAAUGCAAUCAUUGGAUGCAUAAACAAGGAAAUGUUUAGUAGGAGUAGAGAGGUUACUUUACCUCUGUAAAGCACUGAUGUGACUGCUGAUGGAAUACUGUGUCCAGUUCUGGUUCCUACAGUUCAAGAAGGAUCUUAACAGAUUGGAGAGGGUUCAGAGAAGAGCCACGAGAAUGUUUUCUAAUCCUCUAAUCACACGCCUUAUAGUGAUAGGUUGAGCUCCUUCAGUUUAUCUAUCUUAAAGAGAAGGUUGAGGGGUGACUUGAUUAUAGACUAGAAGUACUUAUGGUGAACAAAUGUUAAUAAUUAGCUUCUCAGUCUAGCAGAGAAAGGUAUAACACAAUCCAAUAGCUGAAAGAUGAAGCUAGACAAAUUAAGAUGGGAAAUAAGGCACAUUUUUAACAGAGAAAUUAACCAUUGGAACAAUGUGAUGGAAUCUCCAUUUUAAAUCAAGAUUGGAUGUUUUUCUAAAAAAUCUGAUCUAGGAAUUAUUUUGGGGAAGUCUUCUGGCCUGUGCCAUAUAGGAGGUCAAACUAGAUGAUCACAGGGUACAUCUAACCUGCAAUAAAAAGACCCGAGGCAUGGCUAUAGCUGGCCCUUGUGGGACUUAGGCAGCAGGGUUAAAAAUGGCAAUGUAGAUAUUCAGAUGUGGGCUGGAGCCUGGCCUCUUAAAUCCCGUGAGGGGAGUGGGUAUUAGAGCCCAGGCUCCAGUCCAGACCCCAGUGUCUACACUGCUAUUUUAGCCCCACAGCCUGAGCCCCAUGAGCUCCAAUCAGUUGACCUCAGCGCCAUAAGUUUUGUAUUGAAGUGUAGAUAACCCUCAGUGGGCUCUUCUGGGCCUGGAAUCUAUGAAAAAGCACUGACAUGGCAUCAAAAACUACAUUGGUUAUAAGGAUGGUACUGUGGUUAAAUCAUGGGGCUGAGAGGUGGGUUUAUAUUCCUAUCUCUGCCAAAGACUUCCUAUAUGACCUUGGGCAAAUCAUUUAAUGUCUCUGUUCCUCAAUGUUUCUGUAUCUAAGGUUUGGAUAAUAUCUUCCUCUGCUGGUUUUUUGGGCUUUCUCCAAAUUUUGUAGAUUUACUAAAGAGCACAAUAAAUAACAUAUUUUAAAAUAUUCUAUCCAUAUGUUCUUAACAUAUUAUUAAAACAGAAGUGUAACAAAAUCUGAUUCACUUUUCACCGUUUGUUCUUUUUUGCUCAGGUUAGAUGAUAAAAAUAGACUUUCACUUUUUCUGUGUCAAUUUCUAGUCAGUUUCACUUCCUGGUUCUCAUGCACUAGCACAGCGUGGCACAGUUUGUGUUCACAACUUUAAAAAGUCUUCAUUUAUGUUUUAUUAAAAUAAUUCAGGUUUUGCAAAAUUUUAGUAAAACAACACCACCACCACCACCACCACCCUAAAUUUUGGCUUCAAAGGGACACCAUCAACUUAAGAAUCACACUUCUGUCUUAAGUGCUACUAAUAACCAGUAAAAAAAUUAAGGUUGCAAUAACUCAGAUGUGACAGAAAAAAAGAAUAUGGCAUAUUAAUGUGGUAAUUCAGUCAUCUUAAUGCAAGGUAACCUUUUAAAUUACUGAACCAUCUGGACAACUUCAGAAGUGGGACUUGAUAGAAUAAACCCAAAUACUAAUAUAAAAGUCACAUUUCUAUUUAAAUUACUUUCCUGUGUCCCCAAAUACUCUGGAUCUUCAACUUCCACUCAGAAAGAAGGCAUGCCCAUCUGCAUUUGUUUCAAAAUCAAUACCCAGUUGCUUUAUCCAGCAGGAAAGCAGAGAAGUAUAUGUUGCUUUCACAUGUUCAGCCAGCUACUUGACAAAAAAACAGAGCAUUACUCUUGUUUAUAAUCUUGAUUACUGCUGUAGUCCUCGUUGUAGCCAAUUGGUAUUUCUUCUAAAUUAUUAGGGAUUUUGUAUGAGGUAUGCUAGAAAUUCUCUACAAAGAGUAGGUCAGAUCUGUAACUGAGAGCUGAAAAAGACUCCCCUUAAGAUAUGUGGGAAGUUCUGAUUGGAAUUUUGUGACUUGAACUUGAAACACCCCUAACCUGUAGAAAAGUUUGGAUCCAAUCCAAACUUCACACAGAGUUCAUCUUUAGUUCUAAUUGGAAGGUUCUGUUUCACAGAGAAAAAGCUGCACUUUCCAAACCGGCUCUACUAUUUGUGGUGCAGUAUGUACCACUUAUGCUGAGUGGCUCUGGAAUUAAAUGAGAGUCUGUGAAGUGUUCUCCUUUAAGCUCUGCAAUACAUCUGGUGAGUCAUCAUGCAGAUCUUACAAGCAGUUUCACAAAUACCAGAUGGCAAUAAAAUUAAAAGUAGUAGCUAGUAGCAAUUAAGUGUUGUUCAUUAUAAUCGGAACAAGAGAAUCCUUGUGGGAAGCCACCAAAUUAUUUACUUAAAAAAAAAAAAUGGAAAGCCAAGUUUCAUUGCUACAGGGAGGAAAAAGAACAAAGUUCAGAAUGCAAGCUUCAUCGUGCAAACAUUAAUCCUUGCAAGGCUUGAUUGGCAAGUUUGCUGUUUUGAUCUGCAUGUCUCUGGGAGAAGAUGAAGCACACAUCUGAGAAGUUUCUCAUUAGCAGACUGGCCAAAGACUGCCCACUUUUAGACUGUAUUGUGAGGUAUAUACCUGUUUAUCCAGUAUUUCAGUUAAGUGAGAGUUUGGGAGUCUUGGAGACUUAAUGCAUUCUCCAUGUUUUUUCUACUGUCCUAAACUCCAGGUUGUUCCAUUGUACUUACUCCUUACAUUUGGAAAUAAUGGAUCUGAGUCCAAAGUAACAUGUGAAAUGGUCCCAGAUACCAUUGUGUCUGGCUCAGUAGAAAUAAUAAUGGGCUUUUAAAAGUUAAGAUAUGUCACCUUGGGCCUUCCUUCCUGUGUAUUACACAUCCAACCUGUUUCAUGCAAGUUACCUUGGAUCUUCCUUCCAGUAUAUUACACAUUUAACAUGCAUGUCAUUGUUAUUCUAUUUAACAGGCUUUCUUUGGCAAAGUCACAUGUUAAAGGGACCAUGCCAAGAUUUGAUAGGUUAAUUUUAGGCUUAUCUUCAUUUACAUACAUCUAGCCUAGGAAAGGCUUUUUUUGUUGCCAUGAGGAAGAGCCCAAAUCCACUCCUUCCUAAUGUGUAAACAAACCAUGCUCGAGCUGUUUUCUAUCAUAAUGGAUAGGUGUUGCCUUGGUUACAAUGAAUCAUACUAAAGUGACACAUUAAUUUUUGCACAGCACUUUGGAAGUAUAGGGCCAAAUCCUGGCUUGCUUCUGUGCUGCACGUGGCAUGGCUCGGGAGUGUGUGGGAGCAAAAGUUAUUUAAAGCCACCUUUACAAUUCCUUGAUUCUGGGGCCAUCAAUCUGUCAGCCCAGUACCCGGCAUUAAGUAGAGCAGCCUGUGGAUUCCAGCAUGUUUUAGCAGUUGAGGAUCACCAGGCAUGGAGAUGCUUGGGCAAGGGGAGGAAAUGGGGAGGCAUAGAAGUCACUGUCAGCCCCACACCACUAAGCAAUUUCCCUCAGCAGGGGGAAUCUUCUACUGGGCAAAUCCUAAUCUGGGUUUGAAAGUGCAGACAGUGCUUAUUAUUUACUAUUAAAUAGCUCUUUUCCUUCCUUGUGUUGAUACUUUUUUAAAAAUAUGUUUUUAAAAAUUUGAUUUUAAAAGUCUGAUUUCAUUUUUAUUAUUUAUGCUGUCUCAUUAAUGUGCAUUUCACUUGGACAUUAGAUUAGUCAAUUUCACCUUUGUUAGUCCGUUUCACAUCCCAGUUCUUAUGCUCUAACCCAGAGGGGUUCUCAGUCUUUUUCUAUACCAGGACUAACCCAAAAUCUCCUUCGUAUUUUGCAAUAAGGGAAGGGAGGGGUGGUCAUAACUACCUGCUGAGUUGUGAUUCACCCCAUGGUGAGAAUACAUACAUGUACACAAUGCUUUUGUGUUUUGGUUUCCAACAUUACAGAGGAAAAUUUAAAUCCCCAAACAGCUGUUGAAUUCCAGAAACUUCUAUAAACCCCCUUUUUUUAAUAAAAUCUUCAUUUGGUACCUGAAUCUCUCUUUAGGUCAGGUAUUUGGGGCAGUGUAGGGUUAUUCAGUUGUUUUUAUUUGCCUGCUGAAGCAAGGAUCAAUUAGGGGUGGGGCAAAUAGAUACCUAGAACUGUCCAGAGAAGAAUCUCAACAUGAGCUAAAUGUUGAGGUAGGCCACUCUUUAGAGCAACCAUCCUUAAUUAUUUUUUACAACACCUCUUCCUUAUGAUUAGUCAGGAGACCAGUAAACAGUAUAACUACUAAAUCCUUUCUCUUUGAGCAGAAGUGUGUCAAGCGAGGAUUUCAGUUGGGGUUAAUGAACAUCUUGAAUUAACACAUACUUAAUAUAGAUUUAGACAGUCCAAGAAGUAACAAAGUUGCUAAAUUGGGUCCUAAGGAGUGCUUGCAUGUGGGGGAGUUUUAUCAUGUUAGUAAUCUUGUUUUUCUUUAGUGUAUUCCUCCCAUUACAGGCAGCUGCCUUUCCAUCAAGCUGGAAGACAAGCAGUUUUGCGUGGACCAAGUAGUUCUUCUGACAUCACAAGCCAUGCAUCCAUCUGUCUAUCUUAGCUUUUGACCUUACUUGGACUGCUGUGGCCCCUGCCUGUGCAGAAUGGACCCUGUUGUUCUGAGUUAUGUGGACAGUUUGCUGAGGCAGUCGGAUGUUUCCUUGCUGGAUCCCCCCAGCUGGCUUAAUGACCACAUCAUUGGGUUUGCUUUUGAGUACUUUGCUAGUGACCAGUUCCAAGACUUUUCCGAACAAGUAUGCUUUGUCAGCCCUGAAGUGGCUCAGUUCAUCAAGUGUGCCACCAGCCAGGAGGAAGUAGCCAUGUUCCUGAAGCCGCUGGGCCUCCCACACAAGGAGGUUGUGUUCCUGGCCAUCAAUGAUAACUCCAACCAGGCUGCUGGGGGCACCCAUUGGAGCCUCUUGGUUUACUUCCGGGACAAAAACUGCUUUGCCCAUUAUGACUCCCACAGUAAGAGCAACUCUGCCCAUGCCAAGCUGGUGGCAGGGAAGCUGGAGGCAUUUCUGGGAAAAAGAGGAGGCAAAGUGGCCUUCGUAGAGGAGAAGGCACCUGCCCAGCAGAACAGCUAUGACUGCGGAAUGUAUGUGAUCUGUAACACAGAGGCUCUGUGUCAGGGAUACUUUAGGGGACAGCAGGAGCCAGUACUGCAGCUCCUCACUCCUUCUUAUAUCACAGGGAAGAGGGCAGAAUGGAAAUCUCUCAUUGCCAAACUUGCACGCAAAUGACUUAAAUGUAAUUGUCCCUGCUUCCAACAACUACCUUUCCAGUCCUCUAGUCUCCACCCCCAGUGCCUGAGGGAGAUAUCUGUGUACAGAAUUUCUCCGCAGAAAGAAUGUAACCCCUCCAGCAUGGCUACACCCUGCACUACCCCCAAUGAAAAGCCUUAGUCUGCUCUACAACCCACUAGCCUUCAGACUUAAGUACUGGUAACAUCACUUUUUGCAUUCAGCAGAACCUUCUGAAAGGCAGUUUUAUUACUUCAAGCACUUUUCUGGCUAUCUCAGACUAGGUUGGUGAAGAUUCCUCUCACCCCCACAGUAAGCAAUGUGCCCUCACUAUGUGAUUUUUAAUUUUCUAUGGACAUCGCUAGUCUAAAUCUAAUCCAGUUCAGUGAUGUCCAUCAUACAUACAUGUGUCCUUUUAAAAUUAGGCCGUCUCUGAUUUGUCCCUGCCUCUAAUUGUGGUUCCAAGUUAUAGGAUUUAGUAGUCUAGCUACACAACUCUGCCCAAAAAUUUGGUUUUGGGAUAUCUAUAUCUUGUGAUCUGAGAGUGCAAAAUCAAAAGUAAAGGCGAGGAUCAUGUAAAGGUGCCUCAAAAGGUAAGAAGAAAAGUGAUUUUUGCUCUCUUUUGCUGCUUUAAGGAUGUAUAACAAAGGCCUGAAUUUUUCUUGUUUUUUUUAUUGGAAAUACACAUUUUUUGUAUCCUGGAUAAUUGAAUCUCUAGAAAGCUAGUAGAACAGUGACAAAACAAGUACUAAGAAAGUGAAACCUGGUUGAGAUGGAAAGUGUUUUAAACAGUGAAUAAAGGUUGUUUUCAUCAACACAUACUUAGUACAAAUAUCCUACAAAAAGUUGAGGGGGGAAAAGCCUUCGAUUCCACACCUCUACCCCUCCAGUCAAGUUUUAGAACAAUUUGGAAUAUGCAUGAGACUGCCAACAACUUCUCUCGCAAAAUCCCCAAAAAACAGACUUUACAUUCCUGAUAUUUCUAAUGGAAAAAAUGAGAAUGAGAAAAGCCUUUGACCCUCUCAUACAUAAUAAAAAGCAGUACCAGGGAA